AUGAAUCGCGGUCUUGACUCACUGAUUAACGUCGCUCGAGUAGGUGUCUGCAAUACGCCAACGCGUGGUGCGCAUGCCUCACCCACGGCUCACUUUAGCUUUGACACGGCAAAGGGGACUAUGGGGGCUAUGGGACUACGAAUUGGAUUCAAUAAUCGGACCACCAUCGUAAAAUGGUUUGCUCCGCUCAAUUCCCAGACUAAGCUUGAGCCAAGUCCUGAACGUAAUGGACCAAAUGAUGGAGAUCCUUUUUCUCUAAUCACCUCGUGGAAUGGGUUCUGGAUAAGAGGAUGGAAUGUGAAGGAAGAUAAGGACACUCUGUACAUUCGAAUCGACAUGCCUUUUGUAGACAAGGACAACGUGAAGAUCACGGUGGAUCAGAACACUUUGAUCGUGAAAGGGGAAGGCGAGAAGGAAUCGGAGGAGGAUGAGCACGGGCGGAUAUAA
Ilex paraguariensis (yerba mate) is the source of this 447-nucleotide messenger RNA. The record is from the annotation of a GenBank genome assembly. NCBI's taxonomy places the organism in Eukaryota, Viridiplantae, Streptophyta, Magnoliopsida, Aquifoliales, Aquifoliaceae.